AUGACCUCAUCCCUUUUCACCAUGGCAACGGGACCAGCGGGAGGUAAACAGAAGAAGGUAAGCCACGCCUACUGGUGGGAAGCCACGCCCAGUAAACUGGCAGCGCGCGGCCGUAGCGGCGGCUGCGGCUGGUUUUGCCGGGCGCUCCGCUUUGAGCUGGAAGGAGUUACGGGUUGGCUGGGCGGUGGAGGCAAAGGCAAGGGGAAGGGCAAAGGGAAGGGUAAAGGCAAAGGGGGGAAGAAAUCCAAGAAGGGGCCAGUUGAGGUGGACAUCCUGAGCCCGGCUGCCAUGCUCAAUGUCUACUACAUUGCCCACAACGCCGCCGCCUGCUUGGAGUUCCGUGGCUUCCCGUGGCCAGACUCACCAAAAAAGAAAGGGAAGAAGCGGAAAUAAGAAUCCAGCCGUAGGAAAACCCCAAGUUUGGGGAGGGAGUCAGCGCACCCUAAAGGGGAGGAAGACUUGUGGGGACUCCCCCCCCCAAAAAAAACCACAAGCAAAAUUCACUCAGGUUUCUUGCCUUGCCGUAAUCGCUGUGAUGGUCAGAAUGAAGCAGCUCUUGCUUGCAACGACGAGAAGUAAAUGUUGCUUUGAGAAGCCGACCGCAGCACUGCGGCGAGUGUGUUCCUCGUUGUUACAGGAAGUAACCUGCAGAACCCUCCAUGCCUGGUUUUGAUCAUGUGUGCUGGGGGUGGGCUUUGCACUGGUUGCUUCUGCCACUUCUGGGACAUUUACUUCCCUCAGGCAUGAGGCUCCGUUGUUUAAACCAAGUUGCAUCUGCAACUUGGGGGACCUUUUGGGAUCCAGGACGUUCACAAGCUCAGUAGUCUACAUGCUAGUCAAGGCUGGCCUGAGCAUAAAGGCAGGUUAAGGACUUGCCUGGGGCAGCACAGUUGGGAGGGCUGGGGGGAAUGUAGACGUCCAGCCUCUCUGCUUCUAGCAUGGCCAGUUUCCAGAGAACGUCCCAUAAUAUAUUUGUGACAUCCCAGGGGAUUCCGGGGGCCCAGUGUCACUUCUACAUGGGGGCAGCCGUUAUAGGAUCUUGGCAAGGUUACCAGUCAUUAGCAUUUUGCCCUAAAUGGGAUCCUGGUUAACUUGCAGGGGUAGAGAUCUUGUAUCUUUUUUUUAUUCUGAAAAUCCCAGGCUUGCAUGCUGCACCAUGUGCGACUCAUUUGGUGGAGGGAAGUAGUUAAAAUGUCCUGUAACUGUGUGUCUGGGGUGGUCAAGGAUUAGAUGUUGGAAGGUGAAUGUAUGCAUAGGAGAAGGAAUAAAUGGGCAAGAAUGUCUGUAGGAUGGCAUGUGAAGCAGAGCACACGCUGGUUCGGGGCAGCUUGACAGGCUCAGGUGCAGUUUUGUCAGCAGGUUUGGUAUUGUUGCCUAAACAGGUUCCCAAAAGUUCAGACUCGAAAGCCUCAUCCACAGCAAAGAAGGAUUUGAUAUCUGCCUGAGCUGUGUGUGUGUGGAGGGGGGAAUGGUGCCAGUCUGGAAAUGUAAUGGAUACUGGCAGAUACAUCUCAGUGCUUGCCUUCCCAUGCACAACUCUGACUUUGUAGACCCAGCUUACGGGGCCAAAACCUUGGGAGACAGCUGGCCUUACAGCUGUGCUGUACUGAUAACGCUUGGUUCAGGAAGACACUGAAGCUGGAGGCUGAUAAAAAGGGCACUGCCUAUCUGAACCUUCUGCUCCCUCCCUGUCUGCAAGGGGCAUGUGCUGCUGGCUUGGGAGAAGGGGCGGGUGCCUUCCUGAUGGAGAGUAGGCAUUAAACAGGUGUAUAAUGUUUUGUUCAAAUCUGCCCUUUUUACUGUCCAUAGUGGCUGUGUUUGGCUUCAGGGAAGUUCAGUAUGCCUUUUGGUGCCAGCAGCCAGACUUAGCUUGAUUUAACUUAAUACAAGGAGCUAAAUAUUGUGUGUUUUAAAUGGUGCUAUUAGAUAUGCCAGUCCAAAAAGGUUGGUUUGAGAAGGAGGUGUAUUAUUUCAUCUUGCACAACCAGAAGCCUACAGAUUGUUUCUUUAUUAGUUACCAAGGAAUAACUAUAACGUACAAAUGUUUUCCAGUCUGGGCACAGGUAAGAAGAAGCCAGUAUGUGCAUUGUAAGUUCCCUGGGAGUGCACCCAGGCUGGAAAAGACCAUUCACAUGUUGCCCAUGAUCCAGUGUGCAAUUAGGUGGACUUGUCCUGUUGCCCUCAGUGGACUUUAUCCACACCAAAUGUUGGAUUGUGGUCAUUACGUUUCACUUACUUCUCCCAACAUUCUAAGUCUGUCAUUGGGUUGCAUUCCACUUAGUCCUGCUCAGAGUAGACCCAUUAAAAUGAAUGACCCGGAGUCAUGUUCAUUAACUUCAGUGGGUUUACUCUGAGUAGGACUAGCACUAAAUAUUUCCCCCUGUGUCUCUACAUAUAAUUAAGCAUAUAUCCAGGCUUCUGUAUAACUUUUCUUUAUGUAUUGUGAAUUUAACCUCAAGAAGUUUUGGAUUUUUUUUAAAAAAAAUGUCUUUGUUAUUGAUUCAGAAUUACACCUAAUAAGUUUGUAGUCCUUUACGCGUUCUAAAAGCACGUUCAUCACAAUCAUCCGUCUCUGCUGCGUAAUCCUAGGUUACUAGUGAAGAUACAUCAGUAGGUUGAAUGAAGGCAGGGGGAAUACCGCAAGGAAAAUGCCUGUUGUCCAAAAGAAGGUGAGGCUGGAGAGGGAAAUCCUGUCACGCAAGCAGAAGGGGAACAAAAUGACCCAACAGCAAUUACUGUACCAAGGCUCUAGAGGAGUUCAGAAGUUGGGGGAAGCAAGCAGAUCUUGACAAAACAGGAAGUGAGAGGGAAGUUGAUGAUGGAAGGUCAAGCACAGGGGGAAGAGGGGGUGAAUGGAUUCCGGUAUCAAUUAGGCAACAGAUUUAUGGAUAUAGCCUACAGAUUCUGUUAGGCCAACAGCUGUAUUAGAUGUGCCGGGCAUUCCUAAGUUGUUUUUCUUUCCCAUAGAUUAGACUUCAGGAGAGUUAGCUCACAUCCACACCCCACACUUAAAGCACAUGGCUUUCCCCUAAGAAUCCCGAGAACUGCAGUUUAUCCCUCCCUCACAGAGCUUCAAUACCUUAACAAACCACAUUUCCCAUGAUUCUUUGGGGGAAGCCAUAUUCUUUAAAUGUGUGCUGUGGACGUGACCUUAGGCUAAGCACUUUCCUGUCAUUGUGCCCAGACUAGCUGUUGUCUCCCUCCAUGCCCAUUCAAAACGGAAAGAAGGGCAUGAUCUGGCUAAGGAGCAGCUCAGAGCCAUGGAGAAGACUCCCCCUUUCCCUUUUAUUGAUAUAUCAAACCUCUGCCCUACCACAACUAAUUCCCUCGCUGAGGGGGAUUCUCCUGUUUGAGUUUGGGUUCAAGGGGAAACAUGCUGACUCUUGUGCUAAUAUAUUUGUUUCCUUUUAUUUGUUUAUAGGCUCCUCCCCAUCCCCUGCUGGAAAUCCUAUAAAGGUUUCCCCCUAAUGCCCUUCUUGUGCUUACAUGGCUUUUUGUACACAAGAGGAAAAAAAAGGCUGACAGUUGUGGAGGGCUGUAAUUUGCAACCCAUUUGUUCUGCAGUUGUUCCAAAGGCCUGAGAGUAAUUUGGUGCGAGGUGCUUCCUGGAAUUAACCAAUUAAUUUCAGACCUAUGAAAGGGGUGGAAGGGGGAGAUAAAGACCAAAUGUAAAAUAGGAAAGCCAAUGGGAUGGUUGUUGUUCAGUUUCCAAAUAGUGGAUAUUUUUACUUCUGGAUCUAUUUGGAGGUAAUAAAAU
Rhineura floridana is the source of this 3757-nucleotide messenger RNA. RefSeq names its product small lysine rich protein 1 (gene SMKR1). The transcript has 2 exons. The record is from RefSeq and is a predicted model, not a curated record. Bases 1 to 393 code for a protein of 130 amino acids. Lineage: Eukaryota; Metazoa; Chordata; Lepidosauria; Squamata; Rhineuridae.